AUGGUCAAGAAAGCGAAAUGGCUGGAGAACGUAAAGAAGGCUUUUAGUCCAGAUAAGUUGAAACACGAAUCGGUUGAGGAGAGUGUCAUUUCUUAUCCUGUAUUGGUUACAAGAUCCAGAAGUUCUCCUCCUCAGUUUGAGGUCAGAGUUGAUGAGGUCAACUACGAACACAAGAAGAAGAAGAAGAUGAAUCUGUCUCAUCCUCCUUCAGAAGAAGAAGAAGAAGAAGAUGAUGAUCUUGUAGAUUCAUCAACUCCAUCUUCCCCUGAGUUUGCUCCUCCACCAGCUGCACCUGAUAGGUUUGCAGGGAAGUCAAAGGAAGAUGCAGCUGCCAUCUUUAUCCAGUCCACAUUCAGAGGACAUUUGGCAAGACAAGAAUCAACGAGAAUGAGGAGGUUGGUCAGACUUAAGUCAUUGAUGGAAGGAUCGGUUGUACAAAGGCAAGCUUCACAUACCCUUAAAUCUAUGCAAACUCUCGCUCGUGUACAGUCACAGAUCCAGUCUAGGAGAAUCCGGAUGGUACAAGAGAAUCAUGCUCGCCAUAAGCAACUCCUUCAGAAGCAUGCCAAAGAACUAAGAGGCUCCAAGAAUGGGGGUAAUAAUAAUCAUUCCAAGAAACAAGUUGAAGCAGGUUUGUUGAAUAAGUAUGAGGCGACAAUGAGAAGAGAAAGGGCAUUGGCUUAUGCAUCCACACAUCAGCAACACUUGAAGAGAAGCUUGAAACCUACGAUGACUAUGUUCAUGGAUCCUAAUAACCUUACUUGGGGUUGGAGCUGGUCUGAAAGGUGGACGGCUGACCGGUCAUGGGAAAGCUCAGAGAAAGAAGAAAGCAGCACCGCUAAACCAUACCAUGGAGGAGAAGUCACAAACUCUUCAAACCGCAAAAAUUUCAGUAGUAGCUCGACUCAUCCAAAUACCCCAUCAAAAUCAACAUCAUCCACCAACCAGCGAAAGAACAAGCCAACCCCACCGUCUAUAAGACCCAAGACCACCGAUGCAAUCGCCAAGAGCUCGGAGAAAAACCGUAGGAACGUCAAUACAAGGUCAUCGGUUAGUGACGACGAAGGGCUGGCCAGCUCAACGGCUCAACGUCGCAACAUGGUUCCCACAAAGCCAGCUCAUGAAACAGCCACGAGCUCGAAUAAGAACCGUAGGCAGAGCAUUGGAAGGUCAUCGGUUAGUGAUGACGAAGGUCUGGCUAGCUCAACGGCUAGACGUCGCAACAUGGUUCCAACAAAACCAGCAAGAGGCGAGCUCAAGGCCCAAAGCUCGUCUUCUGCAACCAAGGCAACCAAAGAGGAAAGUAAUGAUGUUUUACGGGAGAAAGCACCUGCUGCAGCAAAGAAACGAGUUUCUCCUGCACCAAAACCUAGACGAUCCACAGCCCCGCCCAAGGUUGAAAACGGCGUUUUAAAAGCGGUGAGGAUGCCGUGUGACUUAACCUAG
Molecule: messenger RNA, 1446 nt
Organism: Raphanus sativus (radish)
Lineage: Eukaryota; Viridiplantae; Streptophyta; Magnoliopsida; Brassicales; Brassicaceae
Product: protein IQ-DOMAIN 1-like
Exons: 5
Coding region: 1-1446 (481 amino acids)
Molecular function (GO): protein binding
Source: RefSeq, a predicted model, not a curated record